AUGCUCGUGUCCAACAUGAACCAAGUGCGGUUUCAGUCCACACUUGAAUCUGCCCUAUUGGCAGAACACCCCUACGAUCCUCUCACUGUGCAUCAAUCCCACGCAGAACCAAUGCCACACUAUUGGUCAUCACGAGAGGAUGGCCCUAGCACAAUCACCAAGUCAAGAACGUCUACUUCCGAUCUCGUAGGCAAUGGUGCAUUUACUGAUACUAAGGUAAGCUUCGUCAAAACCCCACCACACUUCAAACGCGUCGCUAAUGAUGUUGGAGACGACAUCGUCCGUGCUCCAGGCCGAGGCCACAGGAAGCUUGGACGCAUUCCCGAAGAACCUCGAGAAGUCCCUGUCGAGAAAGCCCUGACGUUGGCACCUACAUCUGUUCGCCAGCUAGAUGGAACCGACUCGGAAUGGAAAUACCGUGGCAGGUCUGACUCUGAGGAUGCUCAACCCCAGCCGAUUUCUGCCCCUACAGGUAUAGCAGCCCAGAGAGACGAAGGCUUUCAGCGUUUCUACCGAGCAGUUGUCUCCCCAACACAUGUUCGGGUCACGGCUGGAGGCCGAAUUGUACCGAACAAUCGAGCCACCUUCUCUCCAAACCCAAAAUGGGUCAAAGACAAACCUAUGAGCGAUACUGCACCAUCAAACCGUGUUACUGUUCAAGGACAGACCGAGCACGCACCCUUUCAGCUCCCUCACGUCAACCUUGGGCCAAUGCCUCAGAUGUAUCCUGGUUUCGCUCCAGGUCCAGGAGUAGCACCAGCACCACCCCCGUACACGUUCAUUCCGUGGCACAUGGGUAUGGGAAUGAGUAUGGGUGCCAACUUCGGAAUGCCGAUUACCCCAACCCCAGUGGUUGGUGCCAAUCCAGCAUUGAAGAAACAUCGAGAUGUAACAAGUAGCGAGCAGCAGAGCGAAUCUGGUACCCUUGAGAAGGAAGCGUCCGCAGCUUCGCCUCUCGAUUUUUAUGAUCACACUCGGUCAAUUCUUCUGAACAACCAGUGGAUGAUCCCACCUACCGCGCCCUUCUACCAUGUCCCACUCGCACCAUCGCACAGCUUCAACGGGAUGGCAAUUCCCGCACCUAGUGCGGCACCUGGAGGAGGAAAUAGAGACAUGGCUAAUGCUAAGAAGUCUGACCAGUCUAUGGAGAACAAAGGACCUCAUCACCCGUCCUUCUCUAGAAUGGCGACAACGGGUACAGCUCCUCAACCUAACAGCACAAGUCUUCCUAUUUCGUCUAUCCGUCCGAGCGAGAUUACAAGAAGGCACCUUGACAUCCUUCGAGCACGACUCAGGUAUCUAGAGGACCAGCUGCAAUUUAAUAAGCAUCAAAUCGAUGAACGCGCCGUUGAAAAUGACGCUCAAUUAGCUCGUCAAUUCAUCCAGCAGUUUGAGACAAACUUCGAAAUGCAAUACAAUCUUGAGGAGUCAUUUUAUCCCAAGGCAAAGGAAAUAGAAGCCCAACGUUCUUAUGACGCAACCCCAAAGCCUUCAGAGAAUUUGAAUUACCAAAAUUUGGCAACCGCAAAUAAUUGUCGCCCAGAAUCCGACUAUGGCGCAUUCUGCCAAGAUGCCUUGAAUGAUGAGGCGAAACCUCACCACGGAUCGCAAAACGCGUCAGAUUCUUCGCUGUACCGUCAAGCCCUUAGUGGAAAUCUAAAGCGCGAAAAGUCGGAAACUCGUUUCGGCUCAGGCAUUAAUUCCACAAAGUCGGUAUCUGCUUUUGCCGGAUCUCAGCCAUUGACCGGAUCUCUCAGAAGCUCUCGUUCAGGAACUGAGAAGUCAAGAUUACCACUCGAUGCUGCACUAGCCCCCCCGUUUCAGCCUCGGUCCGAGACUAUGCUCCAAACCUAUAAUAAAACAUUUGCCAAUUCUGCUGGCGGUUUCGGAAGGCCAGGGAGCGGGAUUGAGGCUGUGAACAAUCCCACGGCCUCUUUAUCAGGAGAGAGGGUUAGUUGGGAUGCCUUGUCAACUCCCUGCGUACCACAGGAAGACAGGGUGCCAUAUCUCGUUGGUCAUCUGCCUAAUGGCAUUGGAAUGGAUCGGGCACAGGUCACCGAUUUCACCUACGAACGUGAGCUGACAGAAGAUGAGCUUCGUGCUCGACAUAUGUACUGGGGCAAAGCUCCUCAUGACCUUCAGAAGGGUCUCCCCAAGUUCAAUGGCAAGGACUUUUUCCCCCCUUCGCCGCUGAAGGAUCACAGCGCAGACAGCGCAAUUACUCGCAAAAUGUCAACUCAAGCAGGCAAGAAGGCCAUGAGCACCCUUCAAGAGCAGACUUUGGCCGCAGACCCUUUCAAGUUACUGGGUCAAUCGGGACAUUUGUUCUCUCGUGACGGUCCUGGCAAUUCCACGCAGUCGGAAACGCUACCUGGACCUGAACACAGUCUUUUACGAGCCGCAGUAGCUAGUGCGCAUCACGAUGGUGGAGGAGCCUUGAAGCGAGGAGGGAACAGUCUUGAUGAGCUUGCAGCUAAAAAUCCUUUUAGGUUGGCUAAGUUGCCGGUCGUUGAUCCCAAGGAAAGUUCAUCUAGUGAUGAAUGUGACGAGGACAGAGAGUUACUCUUCAAGGGUCGAAAGGCUAUGCAGCAUGCCAAGUAUGUCUCAACAUCUUUACAGUCUCGAUUGGCGAAAGCGCUAACAAUGGACCAUAGAACACAUAACCGCAUCUGGUCCAGCAUGCUCAAUAAAGGAAACUCGAGUGCCGGCGCUGUCCCUGGUGCGGUCUCGACUACGACUGCGCAGGGGGUUUUGCCACAAUACAGUGGCCAUGCCACCGCCUCCCUCACACCAACUAUUUCCAACAACAAAGCCUCUUCACGGACUAAUAUGGCCAAGCCUAAUGAGGCUUAUCAUGUCAAGACGAAUGAUAUGCUGCAGGGGCAUCAAUCGGAGAAUCGCCCUCCUGGUUUCAAUAACGCGGGCGGCAAACGAUAG
This is a messenger RNA of Clonostachys rhizophaga, 2937 nucleotides long. Lineage: Eukaryota; Fungi; Ascomycota; Sordariomycetes; Hypocreales; Bionectriaceae. The record is from the annotation of a GenBank genome assembly.